Messenger RNA from Trichobilharzia regenti, 1184 nucleotides. NCBI's taxonomy places the organism in Eukaryota, Metazoa, Platyhelminthes, Trematoda, Strigeidida, Schistosomatidae. The record is from the annotation of a GenBank genome assembly.
GGCAAUUGUUGGACGCGGUAAAGUAUGUCUAUGUUCUAGAAUCUGUCGGAGAGUGAAGAUAUGAUCUAUGCACCCUCUACCUGGUCUAAAGUCUGCUUGAUUUUCCCUCAUUUGUUCCUCCCGUAAUUCUGAUAGUACCAGUAAUCAAUUCACGGAUAUAUGUGUUGGAUGCAGGCUACCACGUUUAAAUCCAGGACUUCAGGCUAUGAAGUUUCAUUAUCUGUGGUGUUAUUUUUGUUUCCUUUUUUUUCAACAGAAUGAGGUUCUUGGCCUCAAACUCCGUUUUUUCGGAGUUUACUAUCUACGGUCUAGUAAACUAGACAACGGGGUUUGGGGUGGGGUGUUUAGGAGGAGUGUGUCUGCUGGAAAUCGGACAUGGACCCGUCUUCCGCUUUCUCUAUUCAUGCUGAAAUACGUAACUGUAUUCAUUCCUGAUGUUUCUUUUAUUUGGUAUUUCAGAUUGAUAGAAUUGAAAUUUUAAAGUCAUGAAUACAAGUGAACAAACUAUCGAUCGACCAUUUAUAACACCAGAUGGAAAAAUAUGGCCAGCUAAUGUUUGUGUUCCGUCGAAAAGAUACUAUUGUGCAAAAUAUACUAAAGAUAUGCUUAUAUCGAAGAUAACUAAAAAGUGUUUAAAGCCGGAUGAUGGCAAACUCAUCGAUUUAUGGGUGUUAACAAGAAUUAAUCAUUGGGAUCAUGAAAUUGAGACUACUGUCUGCCUGACAGACAAUUACCUCAUGCUUAUUAAUUUUAAUUUUAUCAAUGAAGAAUGUACAGCCAAUCGGAUUGCCUUAAAGUCUAUCAAAACUAUACGCAUUGGUAAUCUUCUACAACCGAAUUGGUCUGUAUUACCCGAACGUAAUUAUGGUGCUGUCCAACUGAUUUGGGGUGAUAUUCAACAAACAAAAUGGUUAGAUCGUUGGAAUCCAGUGUCAAAAGAUGUUCCAAUGACAAUAUUACAUCAUCACCCGUGUUAUUAUUCACCUGAACUAUUACCGAAUAAAGAUCUAUUCGAUGUUGAUCUGGCACUGUCAACUAUUUCGACGACAUUGUCUACAUUAGGUGUUGAGGUGGCAGUGGAAUAUGCCAAUAUUUGUUUAAAUUCACAUGUCAACUUCUUCACUGUCGUCUAUAAUCAAAGUAAUCUGGGCUUCUGUAAAGAUCGUAAUGGUGUCAGCUUUUAG